GCGAUGGUGAGGGGAAUUUGACAUGUCAAAAACUGCGGUUUUAGGUUACACAGUCUGAAAAUUUUCUCUCUACAUUUUCUACAUUUUUAUCAGAUCUUCGGCCUCUAGAGUGUUUUCUAUUGUGAUAGCAAGUUAAAUAAUGUGGCAUGAGGCGCGGAAACAGGAGAGGAAGAUCCGUGGUAUGCUGGUGGACUACAGAAAGCGAGCUGAACGUCGGCAAGACUUCUACGAGCGAAUAAGAGCCGAUCCCACACAGUUCAUCCAGAUCCACGGGAGGAAAUGCAAGAUUCAUCUGGACCAGAGCAUUGCGGCAGCUGGCGACAGUCCCGCUAUCAUGAUGCCUUGGCAGGGUCAUCAGGACGUCUUGAUAGACAGAUUCGAUGGCAGGGCGCAUCUGGACUACAUAGCGCAGGUGGCGAAGACAGAUGAUUCGGACGAUGUGAGCCAGGAAGAGCGCCAAACGAACUACGAAAGGUAUCGCAUCCUGGCGCAGAACGACUUCCUGGGCAUCUCGGAGGAGAAGUACCUGCAUCAGCUGUACUUGGAGGAGCAGUUUGGUGUGAAUGCACAGAUUGAGGCAGAGAAGGCGGCUGCUAAGAAGAAAUCCGGAGGAGCCACGAUAGGAUAUGUGUAUGAUGAGACAGAUCCGGCGCCGACGAACUUCACAGAAACCCUCCAGGCGGUGAGUUCGACGUCUGGCGAGCGAGGAGACUCCUCAGACUCCGAACUGGACAUGGAUGUGUCGAUAGAUGUGAGCAAAUUGGACACAAGUCAAGCGCACGAGCUCAAUGAAUACGGCAGGAAUUAUGGAAUGAAGAGCAAUGACUUCUACUCUUUCCUGACGAAAGACGCUGACGAGGCGGACGCUCUGCGACUGGCCAAGGAGGAGGAGCAGGAGAAGAUAAUGUUCAGUGGGCGCAAGAGUCGAAGAGAGCGCAGAGCUCAGAGGGACAAGAAGCUCACGAGGCGCCCUUUCAGUCCUCCCAGCUAUGCGGCUCCCGAGGAGAAGCCACUGCUGAAGGAGAACAGCGAUAAGAACGACAACAGUGACGAAUCCCGUUCUCCUUCGCCAGUCAAUUCAGGGAAAAUCACGUACAUUACAUCCUUCGGCGGGGAAGACGAGCUGCAGCCGCACUCGAAGAUUUCCAUAAAUUUCAAUAAGAACAUCAAGGGAGACGCGCUGAGCAAGGUCGAGCAAUCGACGACGCUGGGCGCUCUUCUGGAGACCGGCAGACCCAUGACGUACGCAGAGAAGGUGAAGCAGAACCUGGACAAGCUGAAAGCCAUGAACAACAUACCGCCGACGAAACCAGCGACCGCCACUGGCCAGGUCGAGUAUGUGGGCAAGCCGGUGAGAUAUCUCAGGACAAACUCAGUUCAUCGAUCCAGGAGUCGAUCGUGGGGCCGAAGCAGACGCAGAAGUAGAUCGCGGAGUCGCUCUCGACGGCGACGGUGGAGCUCGAGGCGAUCCAGGAGCAGUUCUCGGUCGAGUGGCAGAAGGAAUCGCGUGUCAAGGAGUCGCAGAAGAGGACGCUCGAGAAGAAGUUCGUCUUCUUCGUCAUCUCCAUAUCGACGGAAGAGAACUUACUCGUCUUCGAGUUCCUCAUCUUCCAGCUCUUCUUCGACGAGUGAACGAACUCCGCCCAAAAGGAGUGGAGGACGAUCAACGUCUUCGUCCUCGACGUCAUCUUCGUCACCGGAGAGACGGAAAAGUGUGCCAGCGGCUCCGCCUGUGAGAAAGAUGCCCAGUAAAUCUCCAGCUCCUGUCAUUCAGCCGAUGCCUGUUGUUCCGGCGGCUCCAGCGUUGCCACAAGAGAAACCGGCAGGGAAUGUCGAGGUGGUUGUGCAACCGCCUCCCGAAGUGCCUAUCAAGCGAUAUUAUGGACGGAAGCGCGAGGACAGGACUUCUUCGUCGUCGUCAGAAGCGGAGCCCACGGACGGUGGUGGAAGCAAAUCAGGGAAUGAUUCUAGCUCGACCAGCAGAGUGGCUACAAAUUCAACAAACACAAUCGUUGGUAAAACAUCAGCACCAGAGACCAAAGUCUCCGAGGCGUCCUUCAAGGUCAAUCCCAGAGAUCGUCUGAAGCGCAAAAUGCAGAUUCUGCUCAACAAGCAAUUCAAGGCCGACAAAAAGGCUGAAAUCGAGAGGACAGAGCGUCAAAUGCAACAACAGCAAGAGCGCGAUGACGAAAUGCGUGAAUUGGCGCUCCGACUCCGCAAAAGGCAAAGAGAAUUGCGCCACAAGUACGGAACACCGUCGAGCAGUCGCAGUCGCUCUGCUUCCAAGUCUCCGGUGACUCGUGUUGAAGAGGAGGAUCUCUUUGCGCCACGCGAGGUGGAACGCUCCAGGAGUCGAAAACGCUCUGAGGAUCGUUACAGAAGUCGUCGCGAUCGCUCUCGUGAAAGAUCUCGCGAUGAUCGGCGUCGAUCUCGCGAGAGAUCUCGCGGAAGAUCGAGAGACAGCCGCAGUCGGUACAGGAAGAGCAGAAGCAGGAGCAGGAGUGAUUGCAGAGACAGGAGGAGACGAUCGAGGUCAUGUUCCAGGUCACGACGCCGUCGUUCCGACUCGCGGGAUCGCAGUUCUCAGAAGUGUGUUAAGAAACUUGUCGAUUAUUGAUUGCAUAUGAUGAAUAAAAUGUUAAGGAGAGUG
Molecule: messenger RNA, 2650 nt
Organism: Phlebotomus argentipes
Lineage: Eukaryota; Metazoa; Arthropoda; Insecta; Diptera; Psychodidae
Product: CLK4-associating serine/arginine rich protein
Exons: 7
Coding region: 140-2617 (825 amino acids)
Source: RefSeq, a predicted model, not a curated record